UCCCAACAACCAUGCAAUCAUAUGCCUUAAUUUCCUCCCAUUUCUUCUGGCCUCAAUCAAAACCCUCAGCUUUCUCCUCUCCGUCCCCCUCUUCGGCCUUCCCCCACCCCGCCGCCUGUCUCCAUGGCCAGUCAGGCGGCGCCAUGGCUCCUCAUCUUCCUCUACCUUGCCUACUCGACCAUCACCGUCGAAUCCGCCGGCGCCGAGGAAGGGGAAGCACUUCUCAGAUUCAAAGCCACCCUAUCAAUCGAUCUCCCAUCCUGGAUCCCCGGCCCCGCACCCUGCACUCUAAACUCCACCACUUGGGAAGGCGUCAUCUGCUUCAAUGGCCGCGUUUGGGGGAUUCAGCUCGAGAACAGAAGCCUUUCCGGGACCCUAAAUCUCCGACCUUUAAUACCCCUACCUGGCCUCCGUACCAUCAGCUUCAUGGGCAAUAAGCUCGAGGGACCUUUGCCUCCUCAUCUUAAGCUCCUCGGCGCUCUCAAGGCUGUUUAUCUCUCCAGGAAUAACUUCUCCGGCGAGAUUCCGGCGGAUGCGUUUGUGGGCAUGAGAUCCCUAAAGAAGCUUUUUUUAUCGAAUAAUGGCUUUGUCGGUCCUGUUCCGGGAUCGCUUGUUGGCCUUGGUAAGCUGCUUGAGCUCCGUCUCGAUCACAACAAGUUCGCCGGCGGUAUACCGAGUUUCGGCCAGCGCCGCCUCACGAUUGUUGACGUGUCUUUUAAUCGUUUGGAGGGGGCUAUUCCAAAUCGACUCAGUAGGAUGGACCCCGCUUUAUUUCAAGGAAACCCAAAGCUCUGCGGCGCCCCUCUCACCGUGAUUUGCAACAACAAAAUCCAACCAGCAAAGCAUAAAGGAAGCUCCGGCUGGCAUCUUUCUCUCAUAAUCAUUAUUGCCUGCAUCAUUUCCUUGCUCCUCCUCCUCCUCCUCCUCUUAGCACUUCGCCGUCGCCAGAAAACCAGUAAGGUGAUUGGUCGCCCGUGCGCCACCACUGAAGACGACGGCGAAAAGCUGGAGCUGGGUACGGCUUCAAAGCACCAACAGCCAGCCACCGCCACAGCAGCCGGACCGGUGGAAGGAAAAACUUCCGGCGGACGAAAAAGCGAGUGCGGGAGGCUGGCUUUCGUUCAAGAAGGAAGGGAGAGAUUCGAGCUCCACGACCUGCUUAGGGCAUCGGCGGAGGUGCUCGGAAGCGGAAACUUUGGUUCGUCUUUCAAGGCGGUGUUGUCGCCCGGUCCCACCGUCGUCGUCAAGAGGUUUAAGGAGAUGAACGGAGUGGGGAGAGAAGACUUCAACGAGCACAUGAGAAGGAUAGGGAGGCUCUCGCAUCCUAAUCUCCUUCCAUUGAUCGCAUAUUACUAUAAAAGAGAGGACAAAUUGCUCAUUACUGAAUUCAUUGCAAAUGGAAGCUUGGCUCACAUGCUCCAUGGUAAUCGUGGGUCAACUCUGCCGCCGCUCGACUGGCCGACGAGGUUGAAGAUAGUAAAGGGAGUAGCCCGUGGAUUGGCCUACCUUUACGAUGAGCUGCCGGUGCUAACCCUCCCCCACGGCCACCUCAAGUCCUCCAACGUCCUCCUCAACGACACCUUCCAACCUCUCCUCACCGACUACGCUUUGGUCCCAGUUAUGAACUCAGCCCACGCAACACAGGUCAUGGUUGCCUACAAGUCUCCGGAAGUCGCCCAAUUUGGCCUCCCGUCGAAGAAGAGUGAUGUGUGGAGCCUUGGCAUACUAAUACUCGAGAUCCUCACAGGCAAAUUUCCGGCGAACUUCCUCCACAAGGGCUCCAGCGGCAGCACCGAUCUUGCCACCUGGGUGGGUUUAGUGAUGGAAGAGGAAUGGAACAGCGAGGUUUUCGAUUGCGACAUGCGGGACACUGAAAAUGGCCGAGGUGAGAUACAGAAGCUACUGAAGAUUGGACUUGACUGCUGCGAGGAGAUUGUGGAGAAUAGAAUGGAGAUGAGGGAAGCACUUGAAAGGAUUGAAGAGUUGAAGGAGAGGGAGGAUUGAUUCAAAGAGCAGAUCUUGGAAUGAACUGGAGAGCCUGGAAGUGAAGCUGGAAGUGUUUUAUGAUGCUGUGGGUGGAGGCCAAUUCUACGACUUAUAAAAUCUUUUAAUUUUGCAUUGUUCUUUCUUCGUCAUGGAGUUUUUUUGUGGCAUUAGAUACAGUGCAGGUGAUAAAAGUAAAGAUGCCUUAUUUCAACUUGUGCUUUUGCUCUUACAUAAAAUCUACAUACAUGAUGAAUUGUACUGCGUAUGCUGCUAUAAAUAACACAUUUGGUUAUAUUACUACUA
Messenger RNA from Dendrobium catenatum, 2289 nucleotides. RefSeq names its product pollen receptor-like kinase 4. The record is from RefSeq and is a predicted model, not a curated record. Gene Ontology annotation, biological process: protein phosphorylation. Bases 124 to 2004 code for a protein of 626 amino acids. NCBI's taxonomy places the organism in Eukaryota, Viridiplantae, Streptophyta, Magnoliopsida, Asparagales, Orchidaceae. Gene Ontology annotation, molecular function: protein kinase activity; ATP binding; protein binding. The transcript is spliced from 3 exons.